Messenger RNA from Culicoides brevitarsis, 1885 nucleotides. RefSeq lists its product as uncharacterized. The record is from RefSeq and is a predicted model, not a curated record. Bases 706 to 1623 code for a protein of 305 amino acids. NCBI's taxonomy places the organism in Eukaryota, Metazoa, Arthropoda, Insecta, Diptera, Ceratopogonidae. The transcript is spliced from 6 exons.
UAGAAAAUACAAAUAAUAUUGAAUUUCUUGGUAACAAUGUUCAAAUAAAUAAGAAAUAUUGUUAAUUAUUAAAAAAGACAUUUUUGUAUAAAAUUGCAUAAAAUAAACAUUUUGACAAAUAUAUAAGUUGACGAAAAAAUUCGAAACAUAAAGUUUUCAUGAAAAAGUAUUAAAUAGAAUUAAAAAUAAAACUUGAAAACAAAAGUUGCUAGUUAAGUGCGGUUUAUAUUACACGUUGUUAGCUUUGUUGAAACGAAUAAAAUAAGCUAAACGGAUGUCCUAUUAGCAUUUUUUUGGUCCAUGACGGACUUUUAACUAAAAAACUCCGGCAUACAACGUAGAAUAAUAAAUAGAACAAAAAAAAAAGAAGGAAGAAGCAGUGAAAUUUGUACUAAUUGUAUAUAAUUUUAAUAGGAUAAUUAAAAAGUUUUCUCUUCAUCAUCAUUGUUAUAACCACCAUCGACCAACCGUGUUGUCAAACAAUAAAGUCGACACUUUUUGUCUCUCGGAACCUAUAUUUUGUCAACGACUUCAGAGCUAGAAAAAAGAAAAAUCUUGAUUUAGUCAACAAAAAAUAGAAAAUAAGCAAAAGCAAAUUGAAACCAUUGGAAAAUAGAUACAUUCAUUUAUAUUGUUGUACUGUUAACACAAAAACAAAAGAGUAAAACUUUCUUAUAGACAUUGACUACAGUGGACGGCAAUGUAAUGACAAAAAAGCGGAAAUUUGUAUACGGACAGCUCAAUAUUUUUAGUGUAUAUUGUAUAGUUUUUGUUUUACAAAUUGUUAGUGUUAUUGGACUCCAAGGCUUAAAAAUAUUUGUGCCUGAAGCCGUUAUUGUUCACAGUAAUGUUACAUUAGCUUGUCAAUACGAUUUAGAACAAGCAUCUUUGUAUUCAGUGCGUUGGUAUUUCGAGUCUGAAGAAUUUUUUAGAUACGUCCCAACAGAAAAACCACCUGGUCGAAAAUUCUUUGUGCCUGGUUUGGUUAUUGAUUUGGAAAAGUCCGAUGCGACUUCAGUCACUAUCAAAGAUGUAACGAGAGAAGUUGCUGGUUUGUAUCAGUGUGAAGUGUCUGAGGACGCGCCACUUUUCCAUACAGAUAUAAGAAGUGCAAAAAUGCAGGUUGUUGAAUUACCAGAUGCAAAUCCAGCUAUAACACUGGUGAAACGCUUUUUGAUUCCGUCAGAAACAUUAAAGGCUUAUUGUACAGUUGGCACCUCAUAUCCCACUGCCAAUAUAACAUGGUAUAUUAAUGGACGAAAGGUCUACAAAACCCCGCAUCAACGUAUAUCAAUUCAAAUAUAUGAAAACAAAGGAGUAACUUCCAGUUUGGAGAUUUUUCCACUUUCACAAAUUUUGCAAGACAUUUUUCAAUCUACCACAACCUAUCAAACCAGUUUUGAUAUAUUGUGUGAGGUAUCUAUUUUUCACAUUUACAACAAAAAUGCAAUGGAACGUAUAUUCGUUGGUGAUCCAUCGGCAUCUGUCUCUCCAAAUUUAUUGAAUUGGGAAGAUGCAACACAUCCCCUACGCAAUGGCAGUAAACUUAUUAUUUCUAAUAUUUUACCGAUUUUACUUGUUAUCCAGAUCAUCAAGAAUGUUUGUACUAUGCCUAUUUUGUGACGUUUUCAAAAAUUGUGUCAAUAAUCAAGAAUAACAAAUAAAAUGUUCAAAGAAUGAAUCGGAAUUCAAUUAACAAGAAAGUUAUCUUGUACAUUUUUUUGUGUCAACCACAAAUCAUUUGUUGUUCUUAAAAAUAAAAAAAUUUCUAAUAGGUGAGUGACAAAAACCUUCCAAUUAUUAGCAAUACAUUGUAAACAAUAUUAUCGUUAAUAAAUGAUUUGUUAAAAUAAUUUUUAAUCGAAAAUUAAAAUACAUACCAUUA